GGUAAAUCCUCUCUACCUCCAAGUUCUCGUACCAGCAGCAUAAUAUGUGCAAAUGACUUUAAGAGAGCUGAAGGAAAAAGGCAGCUUCCAGAGAGCCUCCGCUAUUUUUGUAGAUGCCUUCGAUGGUAAUAAUGGUAUUGGCAUCAUGGAAGGUUCGGGAUCGUCCAGCCAAAAUCCAGCUCUUGCCGAAACAGGACCUCCAUUAUUUUGGGCGAGGUAUUAUACUCCAUCUACAAGUACCAGUCACCAUCAGCUUCCUCUAGUUCCUGAAAAUAAAUCUACGACAGCUAGAAGAGAAAGGCAGUUCACAAAGGGCUUUCAUGAUUCAGAUAUCUGCGAUGUUCAUGACGUCAAAGGAAAACCUGAAGACUACAUCAAAUCAGGUUUUUUCCCAGUAAGAAACUCAGCUCUCAGUAAAAAAAAAAAUGGCCUACCUCGAUCAUUGUGUACCACGGCGUAUCCUCCUGUAGGUUCGGGAUUAUCCAACCAAAAUCCAACCAUUUUCCGAAGAAUCCUACCUCGACCAUUGUGUACCGCGACGUAUCCUCCUCUAGGUUCAGGAGUAUCCAACCAAAAUCCAGCCAUUUCCCAAAGAAACCUACCUCGAUCAUUGUGUACCGCGGCGUAUCCUCCCGUAGGUUCGGGAUUAUCCAACAAAAAUCCAGCCAUUUUCCGAAGAAUCCUACCUCAAACAUUAAGUCCCGCGCCGUAUUCUUCUCCUUGUUCGGAAUUAUCCAAUCGAACUCCAGCUUCUUCGCAAACAAUCCAACGUCCAUUAUUUUGGCCCUUCAAGUAUCCUCGUGCAGAGAAACGGUUUCAGUGUCCGGUUUGCUGUAAAAAAUAUACAACCAAAGCUUAUGUGGGAAAGCACAUGAUGCAACUACACAGAGAAGAAAUGUGCCAAGCAGCCAAUCGUGCCAAGCAGCCAAUCACUCCUCAACGAGAAUAUCGCAGCACGCGAAGAAUUUUGCUUGACGGUUAUUACGGACCAGAACAAACGGAACCAGUAGAUUUGAGCAUGAGCACCAGACACUCGAAAAAAUAAAAAUGCGAAGAUGAUUAUCAACAAGAAUCAAGAGGUUCAAUAAUGAUGUCUCUGGACUCAUCGAGCAGUGUUUGCCAGAAGUAAACGAAUUGAAACAAGAAUUGCAACUUUUUAC
Messenger RNA from Ceutorhynchus assimilis (cabbage seed weevil), 1160 nucleotides. NCBI's taxonomy places the organism in Eukaryota, Metazoa, Arthropoda, Insecta, Coleoptera, Curculionidae. The record is from the annotation of a GenBank genome assembly.